AUGACGCCGAGCCCCGCGCUGGUGCUGCCACUGCUGCUGCUGCUGGGGGCCCUCCCGCCGGCCGCCGCCGCCCGAGGGCCUCCGAGGAUGGCGGACAAGGUGGUCCCGAGGCAGGUGGCCCGGCUGGGCCGCACGGUCCGGCUGCAGUGCCCCGUGGAGGGGGACCCGCCGCCACUGACCAUGUGGACCAAGGACGGCCGGACGAUCCACGGCGGCUGGAGCCGCUUCCGCGUGCUGCCCCAAGGGCUGAAGGUGAAGGAGGUGGAACCGGAGGACGCUGGUGCCUACGUGUGCAAGGCCACCAAUGGCUUCGGGAGCCUCAGUGUCAACUACACGCUCAUAGUGAUGGAUGACACCAGUCCAGGAAGGGAGAGCCCAGGGCACGACAGCUCCUCUGGGGGCCAGGAAGACCCAGCCAGCAAGCAGUGGGCGCGGCCCCGCUUCACGCAGCCCUCCAAGAUGAGGCGCCGCGUGAUCGCGCGGCCCGUGGGCAGCUCCGUGCGGCUCAAGUGCGUGGCCAGUGGGCAUCCGCGGCCCGACAUCAUGUGGAUGAAGGAUGACCAGGCCUUGACCCGCCCGGAGGCUGGCGAGCACAGGAAGAAGAAGUGGACGCUGAGCCUGAAGAACCUGCGCCCGGAGGACAGCGGCAAGUACACGUGCCGCGUCUCGAACCGCGCAGGCGCCAUCAACGCCACCUACAAGGUGGAUGUGAUCCAGCGGACGCGCUCCAAGCCUGUGCUCACGGGCACGCACCCGGUGAACACGACGGUGGACUUCGGGGGCACGACAUCCUUCCAGUGCAAAGUGCGCAGCGACGUGAAGCCGGUGAUCCAGUGGCUGAAGCGCGUGGAGUAUGGCGCCGAGGGCCGCUACAACUCCACCAUCGACGUGGGUGGCCAGAAGUUCGUGGUUCUGCCCACCGGCGACGUGUGGUCGCGGCCCGACGGCUCCUACCUCAACAAGCUGCUCAUCACGCGCGCGCGCCAGGAUGACGCGGGCAUGUACAUCUGCCUGGGUGCCAACACCAUGGGCUACAGCUUCCGCAGCGCCUUCCUGACGGUGCUGCCCGACCCAAAGCCCCCAGGGCCACCUGUGGCCCCCUCGUCCUCCACCACCAGUCUGCCGUGGCCGGUGGUCAUCGGCAUCCCAGCCGGCGCGGUCUUCAUCGUGGGCACCGUGGUCCUGUGGCUCUGCCAGGCCAAGAAGAAGCCAUGCGCGCCGGCCCCGCCCCCCCCGGCGCCUGCACAUCGCCCACCCGCCGGAGCCCGCGACCGCGGCGGGGAUAAGGACCUGCCCGCCCCCGCCACCCUGGGCUCUGGCCCCGGAGUGGGGCUAUGUGAGGAGCUUGGGCCCCCGGCCGCCCCCCAGCAUCUGCUGGGCUCCGGCUCAGCCACUGGCCCCAAGCUUUACCCCAAACUCUACACAGACACGCACACACACACACACUCACACACACACUCACACGUGGAGGGCAAAGUCCACCAACAUCAACACAUCCACUACCAGUGCUAG
Messenger RNA from Rangifer tarandus platyrhynchus (Svalbard reindeer), 1512 nucleotides. The record is from the annotation of a GenBank genome assembly. Lineage: Eukaryota; Metazoa; Chordata; Mammalia; Artiodactyla; Cervidae.